Messenger RNA from Oncorhynchus kisutch (coho salmon), 4028 nucleotides. It is a transcript of the gene atp1b1a, whose product is annotated as ATPase Na+/K+ transporting subunit beta 1a. Lineage: Eukaryota; Metazoa; Chordata; Actinopteri; Salmoniformes; Salmonidae. Gene Ontology annotation, molecular function: ATPase activator activity. The record is from RefSeq and is a predicted model, not a curated record. Gene Ontology annotation, biological process: intracellular sodium ion homeostasis; sodium ion export across plasma membrane; potassium ion import across plasma membrane. The transcript is spliced from 6 exons. Gene Ontology annotation, cellular component: sodium:potassium-exchanging ATPase complex. Bases 281 to 1192 code for a protein of 303 amino acids.
GCCUCAUGGAGCAAUGAUCAUAGCAGUUGGUUGUUACGCAGAAGGAUGACUGCUUGUGAUUUGCUAGAGUUUAGCCCCCCCCUCUUUUGUAGGUAACUUAUUACAAGAGUUUGCGGGCGGAGUCGGUUACCAUAAGAGAUAAAUUGUGUGCUGUACAAUAGGAGAGCCGGGUACGAAACUGUCCAUUACUAUUCUGUACCGGGGGACAGUACAGGAAUCGGGUACCUAAACCCAUUAGAUAAUAUUAAUUGAAAAGGGAAAUUAAAAAGGCAAAAAAAAUAUGUCGGCAAAUAAAGAUGGAGACGGUGGAUGGAAGAGCUUUCUGUGGAAUUCGGAAAGGAAGGAAUUUCUAGGACGCACUGGUGGCAGUUGGUUUAAAAUCUUGUUGUUCUACCUGAUCUUCUAUGGAUGCUUGGCUGGGAUUUUCAUUGGGACCAUCCAGGCCCUGCUGCUAACCCUUAGUAACUACAAACCCACCUACCAGGACAGAGUCGCCCCACCAGGUCUAUCCCACACCCCACGCUCUGAGAAGUUUGAGAUCUCUUACAACGUCAACGAUGUGGAGACGUAUCUGAAAUACACCAAGAGCAUCAAGGACUUCCUGGAGAUGUACGAUGAGGAGAGGCAGACCGACCAGAACAAGUACGAAGAAUGUGGAGAUUUACCUGAAUCGUACAGGGACCGUGGUGAGCUGGAGAGUGACGCUGGAGUGAGGAAGGCCUGCAGGUUCAAGCGGACCUGGUUGGGACCCUGUGCUGGUCUGGAUGGUCACGACGAAAACUUUGGCUUCAAGGAUGGGAAACCCUGUCUGAUCGCCAAGCUCAACAGGAUCAUCAACUUCCGACCAAGGCCUCCAACCAACAAUGCCUCCGUCCCUGAAGCCGGCCAGAGCAGAGUCCAGACCAACGUUAUCCCCAUCCACUGUCAGAACAAGAGAGAGGAGGAUGCUAGCAAGAUUGGUGAGAUCAAGUACUAUGGCAUGGGCAUGGGGUUCCCCCUCCAGUACUACCCCUACUAUGGCAAGCUGCUGCACCCCAAUUACCUACAGCCUCUGGUGGCCAUCCAGUUUACCAACCUCACCUUCAACGAGGAGCUGCGUCUUGAGUGCAAAGUGUAUGGAGCGAACAUUGACUACAGCGAGAAAGAUCGCUACCAAGGACGAUUUGACGUUAAGUUCACCAUCAAUUCAUGACCUCAGAAAAACACACUGUUAUCUUCCCACAAUUCAAAACAAGAUGAUUUAGAAAAAAAAUAUAGUUAUAUUAAAACCACGACUAGUCUUGGAACAAACUUUCAUAAUAUACGGGACCUAGAGUCAAUCUGUGUGCAUUACACUGGCUUCCUGCAUAAUGUCUAGGGUUAGAAUGUACUUUACAGGAAGAGUAGCAAUAGCAACAUAUUUAUUCUACUGUAAAUGAGAAGUCCCUGAGCCAUGGGACAUGUUCAUCUCUUACUGUAAAUUGCAAUUCCACUACUGAUAUGUAGCGAGCAGUGUUUCUGUCUGUCCCCCUAAGUAUUCUGCCUACUGUGGUUUCUAUAUACGUUUGGAGUGUCCAGUACAGUAGUGGCAUACAGUGGUCCUUUCCAAGCCAUGUUGUAAUUUCUGUUGUCUUAUGUCAGUAAGCUUUAGUGGUCCAAGGUGUGUUUGUGUUAUAAUGUGAGUGUGUGGAUAUGUGUUAAUGUGCUCUUACUAACUGAAAAUACUGGCAUGGUACGCUCUGAUCUCCAAGUCUGUCAGUAAACGGAUGCACUCCCUGCUUUUCCUGUGUCUUUUUGACUUGAUUGUGGGACAAUAUUUCUACAUGACUCGUUUUCUUUUUGCAUCAACUUUAAUAUGGGACAGACGGUUUAAUGAAAUGUCUUGUUUGAUACUCCUCUCUAUGUUCAAUGCUUCUCCUCCUCCCCUCUCUGUUCAAUGCUUCUCCUCCUCCCCUCUCUAUGUUCAAUGCUUCUCCUCCUCUCUAUGUUCAAUGCUUCUCCUCUCUAUGUUCAAUGCUUCUCCUCCUCCCCUCUCUAUGUUCAAUGCUUCUCCUCCUCUCUAUGUUCAAUGCUUCUCCUCCUCUCUCUAUGUUCAAUGCUUCUCCUCCUCUCUCUCUGUUCAAUGCUUCUCCUCCUCCCCUCUGUUCAAUGCUUCUCCUCUCUAUGUUCAAUGCUUCUCCUCGCUAUGUUCAAUGCUUCUGCUUCUCCUCGCUAUGUUCAAUGCUUCUCCUCCUCCUCUCUCUAUGUUCAAUGCUUCUCCUCCUCCAUGUUCAAUGCUUCUCCUCCUCCUCUCUCUAUGUUCAAUGCUUCUCCUCCUCUCUCUAUGUUCAAUGCUUCUCCUCCUCUCUCUAUGUUCAAUGCUUCUCCUCCUCCUCUCUCUAUGUUCAAUGCUUCUCCUCCUCCUCUCUCUAUGUUCAAUGCUUCUCCUCCUCCUCUCUCUAUGUUCAAUGCUUCUCCUCCUCCUCUCUCUAUGUUCAAUGCUUCUCCUCCUCCUCUCUCUAUGUUCAAUGCUUCUCCUCCUCCUCUCUCUAUGUUCAAUGCUUCUCCUCCUCCUCUCUCUAUGUUCAAUGCUUCUCCUCCUCUCUCUAUGUUCAAUGCUUCUCCUCCUCUCUCUAUGUUCAAUGCUUCUCCUCCUCUCUCUAUGUUCAAUGCUUCUCCUCCUCUCUCUAUGUUCAAUGCUUCUCCUCCUCCUCUCUCUAUGUUCAAUGCUUCUCCUCCUCCUCUCUAUGUUCAAUGCUUCUCCUCCUCCCCUCUCUAUGUUCAAUGCUUCUUCUCCUCUCUAUGUUCAAUGCUGCUUCUCCUCCUCUCUCUAUGUUCAAUGCUGCUUCUCCUCCUCUCUCUAUGUUCAAUGCUGCUUCUCCUCCUCUCUCUAUGUUCAAUGCUGCUUCUCCUCCUCUCUCUAUGUUCAAUGCUGCUUCUCCUCUCUAUGUUCAAUGCUGCUUCUCCUCUCUAUGUUCAAUGCUGCUUCUCCUCUCUAUGUUCAAUGCUGCUUCUCCUCUCUAUGUUCAAUGCUGCUUCUCCUCUCUAUGUUCAAUGCUUCUCCUCCUCCUCUCUCUAUGUUCAAUGCUUCUCCUCUCUAUGUUCAAUGCUUCUCCUCUCUAUGUUCAAUGCUUCUCCUCUCUAUGUUCAAUGCUUCUCCUCUCUAUGUUCAAUGCUUCUCCUCUCUAUGUUCAAUGCUUCUCCUCCUCCUCUCUAUGUUCAAUGCUUCUCCUCCUCCUCUCUCUAUGUUCAAUGCUUCUCCUCCUCCUCUCUCUAUGUUCAAUGCUUCUCCUCCUCCUCUCUCUAUGUUCAAUGCUUCUCCUCCUCCUCUCUCUAUGUUCAAUGCUCCUCCUCUCUCUAUGUUCAAUGCUUCUCCUCUCUAUGUUCAAUGCUGCUUCUCCUCUCUAUGUUCAAUGCUUCUCCUCCUCCUCUCUCUAUGUUCAAUGCUUCUCCUCUCUAUGUUCAAUGCUUCUCCUCUCUAUGUUCAAUGCUUCUCCUCUCUAUGUUCAAUGCUUCUCCUCUCUAUGUUCAAUGCUUCUCCUCCUCCUCUCUCUAUGUUCAAUGCUUCUCCUCCUCCUCUCUCUAUGUUCAAUGCUUCUCCUCCUCCUCUCUCUAUGUUCAAUGCUUCUCCUCCUCCUCUCUCUAUGUUCAAUGCUUCUCCUCCUCCUCCAUGUAGUCUAGAGCAGUGUUUUGUGUCCUGCAGCAGGCAGGGAAGACUAUCUUCCUUCCUUCUCCAUGGAAACACUGACAGCAACUCUUUGUUUUUUAAAACCAACCCUUUUAUUUGCUGGAGAAAUCACAUGACGUGGUGUAACUUUCUAAUGAAUGUUAGUCAUUUUCAUGGUGGAAGAGUUAUAUUUAUGCAGUUGUAUAAAUGUUUUUUCCGCAGGACAAAGUGUAAUGGAUCCGAUACCAAAGUCGCUGGUCAAAAAGUUAGAAUAUCAGAAGCAAUGCAGUACCCUGUGUAAUAGGAGGUUUUGUUGGUGUAAAAGUGAUCAAUGUUGAACAUCCGGACACUCGUCAGGAGUCCAUCUGGGUAAGACCUUAAAGACAAAUAAAUGGAGAAAUGA